This is a messenger RNA of Clonostachys rhizophaga, 333 nucleotides long. The record is from the annotation of a GenBank genome assembly. NCBI's taxonomy places the organism in Eukaryota, Fungi, Ascomycota, Sordariomycetes, Hypocreales, Bionectriaceae.
AGCACCGCCAGCCGCACCAGCAGCAUCAGCUCCGCCAACGCCGCCGCCACCACGGACGCCGACUGGCUGGACGUGAACCUGGCCGGCAGGGGCCAGAGGAGCCUGAGGGGCCUCAUCGUGCGCAUCAAGGAGGGCAACGACGACAGCCGCGCCCUGUUCCAGAAGCUCGGGUUCCGGCAGCAGGGCGAGGUCAACUACUUUGGCGAGAUCAAGAUGGCCCUCGAUCUCGACGCCCUGCAGGAGCAGGAGUGGUGGGCUUCGGCUCUGGAGGAGUACCACGAGGUGCGGUACGAGCCCCCGUCGGUCGGGGAGACUGGGGCGAUAUCCCUUUAA